Molecule: messenger RNA, 549 nt
Organism: Colletotrichum higginsianum IMI 349063
Lineage: Eukaryota; Fungi; Ascomycota; Sordariomycetes; Glomerellales; Glomerellaceae
Exons: 1
Coding region: 1-549 (182 amino acids)
Source: RefSeq, a predicted model, not a curated record
AUGGACACCAAGCCAGACAUACGUUGGUGCCUCCUCUCCAUCCCGUGGAGGAUCUUCUGCUUCUUCAUGUUGUUACCCUUCCGAGUCCUCAAGCACCUCUUCUUCGCUGAAGACACAGGCCAGCCUGAAGAUGGCAUAACGUGGCAGGUGCAGGUCUUCGACGCUGACCAAGCUCGCCGCGCCUACUACGUUGGUCGCCGGAGGGAGCAGGUCGACAACUACUGGUGGCGCUGCGCCCUCGAGAACGCCCGCCGUAAGCGUCUUCUACUACAGCAGGCCCCCGUCGUCGAAAGCAAUUGCGAGAUCGACGAGCCUAAGAAGUCUGUCCAGUUCGACGACACUCCCGAGUACAUCCCGCCGACACCCGCGGAUGAUGAACAAGUCGCCAACGCGGUCCAGUCGAGGCCCGCGGAGCCCAUCGUCGACGAGAAAAGUGCUGGGGGAAAGGGCGGUCAAGUUGGCUCGCACGGCGGUGGGAUUUUGACCGAAUGCAACCUAGAUGAGGUUGUAGACAAGGUCUGCAAAGCGCUGCAUCCAGAGGGGGCAUAA